AAAAAAAUAAUUGAUAAAUUCAAAAAGGCAAUUAUAUAUACUUUGUACGAAAAAUUAAUUAGACAAAACUCAGAAAUUGCGAAUCGAGCGGUGACAGCAGAACCAGCACCCAGGCGGCAGGCGGUGCGAACAAAAAUGGUGGCGUGGGAGGUGCUUGAUGCCGAGUGCGAUGAGGAGACUCGGCAGGCAAAGGACCAGGGUAGCCUCAUCUCCCUGUAUGAAGUGAUCAAGCUCACCUACUUCCAUCCCAGUGAGCAGGUGGAAGGUCUGCCUCUGGUGAGUGCCAGUGCAGGAUGGGGCCAGGUGGCAGUGGCUCUGGACCAGAUGCUGUUCGUGUUAGGAGAGAACUGCUCCUCCCUGGUGCUGCAUCUCACCUUGGAGGAAGCAGUGAGCCUGGUGCUGUGGGCACCACAGGGGGAGUUCUUGAUGGUGGGAGAUGUUGCCGGCAGAAUCCAUUACAUCCAUGUGGCCUCACACAAACUGCUCACCACAAGGCAGCUUCCCAUCAAAAAGAAGAAAGGAAAGGUGUUUGUUGGAGGACGCUGCUUCCAGGCGAGUGAUGGCAGCUUCACAAUGUCUCUUGCUACCUCUUGUGGCCAGAUCUUCAGCCUGAAUAAUAUAGACAAUGUUGCUCUGAGUGAAGGCCUGAGGCUGAGGAGUGAAGACACUCUGAAGACUGUGGCAGCAAACAUCACCCUGACGGAGCAGAGUUUUGAUCUUCACAAUACUGAGGUGUCCUCUGUGGAGAGCGGUGAUGGGAUGCUGUGGCUGUACUGUGCCAGUGAGGAUGGCCCCAUUCUGUGGAGUCCUUCCAGCCUGCAGGACCCCCAGCGGCCCCUCACCUGGACCCUCGCUCAACACUCAGCCUGCCGCUGUAUCAUACCUGUACAGAAUGCCAGGUACCUAGUGGUGCUGAGCAAGGAAGGGACUGUGGCAGUGGUGUGUGGUGUGACAGGCCUCACCCUGUGUGAAGAGGAUGCUGACAGACUGCCAAUCCUUGACAUGAAGCUGCUGCAGGAGGUGGAGGACCAGGCACAGUUCCUCUUUCUCCUUGAGGAUCCGGACUCAGGAGGCUGCCUGAUGAGGAUUGUAUCCUUCCCAGGAUUCACCACAAUAUAUGAGCUUGGCAUGACUCCAGGCACCUCCUUGGUAACUCUGGGGGAGGGGGCUGAAUCCAUCUUGUUUCUUGAGCCUGAAGUCACACUUGAUACAAAACUCAUCAAAAGUAUCAAGAUGAAGAGUAUUGUAGAUGGUGUGCCUGAAGCAAGACUGGCCAAGCUGUUAGUGAAGCACAAGUUCAAGGAAGCGGAGGAGUUCUGUGGCCUCUUCCAGCUGGAUGUGGAGGAGGUGCACAGGUCCCGAGCACAAUACUUGUGUGACCUGCUGAAUCCCUGGCACACCACCAAUGCCACAGCCAGUCUCACUAUGCUGGACAUGGAGGCAGGCAGCAGUCUGAUGGAAGAGCUGCUUGCCACACUGGAGAAGAUCCGGGAUGCUGGGUUUGUCACCACCAUUUGCAUUGAGGCUCCCAUGACCAACCUGGCCAGCACCAAGAGGAUCCUCAGCUAUGCCAAGGAACGCCUUGCUCAGGCAGCUCAGUCUGAAGUAGGUGACAAGAUGAGUGAGUUGAUGCAGAGAGUGUGUGAGACGUUCUACCGCCUCCGCACCUUUGAGACUGUCUUCCCCUCCUCCGACAUCCAGCACUGGCUCUCCUUCUCCCAUGCCGACAUGCUGGAGGAGUGUUUGGAGCACCUCAUUCAGGGAAACUUGGACGUGGUGUCAACAUUUUGGCACCGACACCAAUAUGAGUUCAGCCACCUGAUGGACGAGGAGCAUGUGGCACAGGUGCUGGCAUCAAUACCCCACAACAUCCCCUCCUCCAUCCUGUGUCAGUGGCUGCCUAAAAACAUUCUGGCAGACUUGGUGAUGUUAUGCCGCAGCUCCUUGGACAUGAUUGCCAUCUGGGCUGACGAGUGGGUCAAGAAGUUGGAGGUGUUGGAGAAGACCAAGUGGCCUGCCUGUGGCCUGAACCUUGCCAACACCAUCAUCACUGUGCUGGAGAAUGUCUCCUCUGACUUCCUGGCAGAUGGCAGUGCGGAGAACACCAUGGCUGGACAGGUUGCCUUCUCCCCAUCUGCAGCACUGCAGCAGCUGCAGCAGACAGCACAUGCUCUGCAGGACCUUCAGUUACUGGCCUCCAAGUUUAGGAUCAAAAUAAAACUGAACCAGUACACUCAGGAUGACAAGAUGGGGGCAGUGUCUGCUCUGCUGGACUGCUUGGUGUGUGGGGAGGAGGUGGCUUCCCUGAUGGAUGGCUUCUUAAGGGGAUUCUUUGUACGGCACCAGCUGGAUCAAGAUCUCCUCCUCUCCCGCUACAUACUGGAGACCCUGGCCAGCGCCGACCAGGACUGGUGGGCCUGGCAGGAGGCCCCAUGGGAGGACAAGCUGUAUGCCAUCAUUGAUGUCAUGUCUGACACCCAGUUGCGAGCUGAAGUAUUGCUAGAGUGUGUGCGUGUGGCGCCAGUGCCAUGGAGUAAGGGGACGCAGGCAGCCUGUGAGUUGGGGGUCUCCCUCAACACCUCCCGGACCAGUCAGCUGGAGGACCAGCGGAACAUGGUGGGCCUCAAGCUGGUGCUGCGCCGUUACUCACUCCACAUGGUGAAGAUUGAGGACCCCAGGAUUGCAGAGAUGAUCUUGAGGAACAUUGUGUCACACGACAAGGCCACAGUGAUGGAGGAUGCCUUGCACGUUGUGAACAGCUACCGCCACUUGUGCCAGAGUGAUGCAUAUGUCUUCCGUGCCAUCCACCUGCUUACCACAAGAGAUAUUGAUAGCACCAAAGAAUUACUCUUGGGACUAAAUGACAGUCUCCAGAAGCCAGUAUGCCAGAAGCUGAUAAUUUACAUGACUCAGAUGCUGCUGCACCGACCACUUUCACAGAAGAUGAAGGCCAACCAUGAGGCGAUGACCAAAGGUGUGAUAGAGCUGGAGGCAGUGCUGAUGAAGUGGGUCCCAGCAGGCAGCCUUGCAGAGCACAGAGAAGUCUUCUCAGUUGCCCCUAGACUUCAUGCUCUCCAGACUCAUUACAACUUGUACCCAACCUUGAGUGAGAUGGAAGACAGGACAGUAUGCAAGACUCUUCUGCAAGAUCAAGUCACCGCAUGGUUCAAAGAGAAUGUUUUCGACCUUAAUGCAAAAGAACAGUUGGCACUUGAAGCAGAUGAUGACAAGAGUGUGAAGAGAAAGAGCCUCUUCAAUGUGCCUCCUGCUCCCCCUGCCUCCAGUCCUCUGGCUGCGAGGACGGAAGAUGUGUGGGCAGGCAUGAGUCGCCUGCAGUGGCUGGCUUCCCUGCUUGGGGUGGCCAGAUCUGAUCUUCUCUCCCACCUUGCCUCACUCUCCUCCAGGAGUGGGAGGCUGGAAGAGGCCAUCCAGAUAUGCCAGAAGCUGUUGGCUGACCCCAGCAUCAAGGAGUGCAGCAGCGUAGUGUACCAGGUGGUGAGGCUGGUGGUGGAGCAUCUAAGCCAGUCUUCACACACCUCAGAGUGUCCCACCUUCCUUAAUUCCUCAGCAUUGCAGGAGAGAGAGACCACUGUGAAAUCCCAUGCCAAUCUCAUCAACAUUGUUUAUGAGCUCGUGAGUGCUGCCCAGCUGCAUGCACCUCCAGAUUUGCUGUACUCAGUGCUGGAGCUGGGGAGCUGGUGUCAGGUGGGUCAGAUGUUGUACUCACAGUGCCAUGUGGAGGGAGUGUACACCAAUGGUAGCACUGAUCCCCACACCCUGAGUGACCCUUACACCUCCUGGAGAUUCAGUCCUCUGUUCUGUGAUGCCAGCAUCCCCAUUGAGGACCUGGUAGUGUUGCCAGUUGUCACCCAUGCCUUGAAGGGCUGCCUCAUUUCUCACAUUCCUACUCAGAACACUAACUUGAUGCCAUACCAGAACAGUCCAGGGACAACAGCCAGCCUGGGAGCAAAUGCAGACUUCACCAGCAGCUUGCAGUACCUUGUGACUCACCUGCAUGAGCGUGGCCAGGACCUGCUUGCCCUCCAGCUGUGCCUCAAGAUGGUGCAACAGAACCCUGAGUCACUUCCUGCAGGAUUUAUACCAGACUGGAAGCAGGUGUUCACCAUCCUUCUGAAGGUCAUUGGAACACCCAAGCCAGACAUCACUCUGGCUAUUGGUUUGCUGCUGCUGCUGCCAAAGAAGGAGGCUCUUAGAGUGCUGAAUGAGCUGAUCAGGAGAUUUGGGUUUGACUACAUCAAGUUGAUGUCUAUUGGUGCAGCAGGGAAGGACUACAGCAGUUUGCUUGGGCUGACUGAUGUGAAGGAGCAGUUUGAGGUAUUGGUGAAAAGAGCCCAGUGGGGCAAGCGACUGUCUGACAUGAAUGUUUCAUUCAAGGAAGCUUUUAGAGGUGACACAGUGGCUCUUAAGGCAGUUGUUAGCAAUCUAGUCUCUCAGCCAACCUGCACAUUUCCUCUCCUCCAUGAGUACUGCGAAGACUUUGGGAUAGAUGUGACUGACUCAUUGCUGUGCUACCUGCAGACAACUCUCCACUCAUGGUCUCCUGUAGUGCCAGACAAGAAGCCUCUGCCUGGCGAGGUGGUGCAAGUUGAGCCUCCACAUGCUGUCCUGUCCAAGUGUGAGGCCAUCAUUGCUGAGGUGAAAAGUAAGGCUCUGCUCUUUGAUAUGCUUUCAUCAGAGGUGGAGCAGCUGAGCCCUUACAACUAUGAGUUAAUUCAUCUGGUGUUGCAGCAGCUCAUUACCCUCCAGGAAUUCUCACAAGACAUGGAACUUCACAGGCGAGGACUCGACGUGAUCAGCUUUCUGAAGGUGUACCCCCGCCAGGCUCCGCCAAGCAAUGCUGAGGUGGAUGAGUGGAUAGCCAAACACCCACAGAGCCAAGCAGAGCCAGACAUUGCUAAAUAUCGACUUCCCUUCCAUGAAGUUUACAUUCAUAGUUCAAGUUUUACAAAGACAGUGGAGGCAGAACUCAAUAUUUCAACCCUUGACAUCUGGCUUCAGGCAUCACACAUCCUGAAGCUCAAUGCUGACCACAUGUGCCUGUCGGCUGUUCACAACACUGUGUCCAAGACAAUGGAGCUGGAGGCUGCCACGAGACAGAAGCUCAGCACCUCCUCUGAGUCAGUGACCUCAACAACAACACCAAAAUGGAGGCUGUGCAGCUCCCACAGCAACCUGCUGGCACAGGUCAGCCUGGUUAUCUGCAGGAUGCAGGACUACCAGCUCGCUGCAGCCUGCUGUACCUGGAUGGUGAACCGGCUUCCUCCAGGUGCUGACAAAGUGGAGGCUGUCAAGAGGAGCUGCAUGUUGGUGCAGCAGUGGAAGGAAGACACUGCAGACCCCAAGGCUGUCAGUGCCCAUGCCAAGAUGGAGAAGUGGUACCAGCAGCUGGGCUGUGAGCAUGCCCUGCACAAACAUGGGCUGGCUGAGCCCCAGUAUCUGUCCCUCACCCGCAGCCCUCGCCAGCUGAUCACUGCCCUGUACCACCAUCCUGCCCUCAGCUCCCUCUCCACACUCUGCACCCACAGUAUGCCUGACAUCAACGCUUGUGUCUCAGAAAUUUGCACUGUUACCCAACUUCAGAAGGUGGCAAUCCUGCUUGACCUCCUGGAGCAGUGGCUGCCAGCUCCUGAGGACACCAUGGGAGGUGGACUGGAUGAGACUGUCACCAACUUCAAGAUCUCACUGGACCCCACAGAGGCAGCUGAGAAUACACAAGACAAUACUUCACUUUCCAGGGUCAUCUAUCUGCUGAAGUGUUGCCCCCAGGAGGAGGCUGUGAGUUACCUCCUCCAACGAGCAUUGUCCGAGGACACCAGCAUACCUGCCUCUCACUGCCUGCGUGCCUUGCGCUGCCUCCUGGCCAUUGCUGACGAGGCCACCAUACAGAAGAAGUACCCACAGGGCAUAGCUGGGCUGAGGAAUCUCCUUAAGUCACUGAAGUAUGUAAGUCGCCUGGAGGCCUUGGGGCACACCAGCACUGUGCAGCAUUUCAAUGGUAUGGACAAGAAUGCCUUAGUGGAGGGACUGUGGCGCACCCAGCGACACAAUCCCAAGGCCCUGUGCCUCAUUACAGACAUCUGUCAUGACUAUAAGGUGACAGCGGCUUCUCUGUGGGGUGCCUUGCUCAUGCAGCUCACACACUUUGUCAAGAUUGGACAGCUGGAGGUGUCUGUGAUGGAGCGAGUGUUAGUGCAGCUGAAGAGUAUGCCACACCUGUUGGUGGUGCCAGCCCUCACCACUGCUUGGACCACCCUCAUUGCAUACCCUUUCACUAAAGCUGUGGCUCCUGUAAGUGAGACCAGCCUAGCCAGCUGUGUGCACAGUGUAGACCUGCUGCUGCGACACUGCCCUGUGGUGGUGUCCACAGCACCCCUUCUGCAAUACUGUGCAGACCUAAGCUUGUCAGUACUUGGCCUGGCUAUUGCUGCUGCUGACCUAGACAACUCUCAUGACCUGCAGAGCAUGGUUGAGGCAGCUGACUAUAACACCUUGAAGAACACAUACCUCAAGCUGAAGCCCCAGUUUGCCUUCCCCAAGCGUGUUGAGGAGCUGCUGGAGUGAUUCUUCUCGCCUGUGUAGAGGAAAGUGCCUGAGUGAGGUAACUGUACAGCCUCUUGGAAUGUAGGAAUCCCUCGCCUUUACAUCAGUUAUCAUCUUGUUUCUCUGUCUGGUUAAGGAAUUGCCUCACAUUAAUAACACUGUAGAUAUUUAUAAUAAUCAUAUUUUGUUAUUGAUUACUGGAAGAUAGACUUAAUGUCUUCUGUAAAAAGCAUAACUUCACAUUUAAAAAGAAUAUUGAUAUGGCAGCCGUGUUUUGAGAAAGGGCUUGGAGAAUUUCAAGUAAAGUGUUUAACUGCAAA
Messenger RNA from Scylla paramamosain (green mud crab), 6881 nucleotides. RefSeq names its product kinetochore-associated protein 1-like (gene rod). NCBI's taxonomy places the organism in Eukaryota, Metazoa, Arthropoda, Malacostraca, Decapoda, Portunidae. Gene Ontology annotation, molecular function: small GTPase binding. Gene Ontology annotation, biological process: mitotic spindle assembly checkpoint signaling; protein localization to kinetochore involved in kinetochore assembly; mitotic sister chromatid segregation. The coding region runs from base 136 to 6582 and encodes 2148 amino acids. The transcript is spliced from 30 exons. The record is from RefSeq and is a predicted model, not a curated record. Gene Ontology annotation, cellular component: kinetochore microtubule; RZZ complex; cytoplasm.